Messenger RNA from Capronia epimyces CBS 606.96, 2031 nucleotides. Its product is annotated as acetoacetate-CoA ligase. The record is from RefSeq and is a predicted model, not a curated record. Bases 1 to 2031 code for a protein of 676 amino acids. Gene Ontology annotation, cellular component: cytosol. Gene Ontology annotation, biological process: lipid metabolic process. Gene Ontology annotation, molecular function: acetoacetate-CoA ligase activity. The transcript has 2 exons. Lineage: Eukaryota; Fungi; Ascomycota; Eurotiomycetes; Chaetothyriales; Herpotrichiellaceae.
AUGGCAGGCGAGAAUGGCGAACCGGAAGUGCUCUGGCGGCCUCCACAAGGCAGGACGACGCCCAUGGAUAAGUACAGGCUGCACGUCAAUGAAAAGUAUACCCAAAACUUGAAAGACACGAAAGACCUUCACAGAUGGUCUGUCACUCGACCACAUGACUUCUGGAUCGAUCUGUACGGAUAUCUUGGGCUCGUCCCUGCCUUGUCGAGAACCUUGAAGAAAGCGUAUGAUGAGAGUGUCCCGAUGAGCAGUAUCCCACCAUUCUUUCCCGGGCAUGUGAUCAACUACGCUGAGAAUGUCCUCUUUGCGAACGACAACCUCGAGGCGGUUGCGUUGAUCGGAAUAAGGGAAAGUCAGGACAUUUACAAGGACAAGCCUGAGGUCGUCACCUGGCGGGAGUUUCGAGACAGGGUCCGACAGACAGCCAGUGCUCUCAGGCGCAGUGGGAUCAAGCCGGGCGAUCGAGUAGGCGCUUUGGUUGCGACGUCCAACUGGGCUAUCAUUCUCUUCCACGCAGCGGCCUCCAUCGGAGCAAUCUUCACCUCCAUUAGCCCCGAACUUGGGGUGGAGGGAUGCGUCUCGAGACUACAACAGGUGACCCCGAGUAUACUUUUCAUUGACAGUGACGUCUUAUACAAAGGCAAGACGGUUUCCACAGCGAAAAAGCUCGAGGGUAUCGUUCUGAGGCUGAGCGUUCGACCCGAGGUCUUCGUCGUGCCUGUCACGCCAACGCGAUCCAAGAUUCCGACCAUAUACGACUUUCUGCAGAGGUCGAGCCAGUCCGAUGAGCUCACGUUUACCCGUGUACCUUUCAACUCCCCUCUGAUGAUCUGUUAUUCGUCUGGAACGACAGGAGCGCCGAAAUGCAUUGUCCAUCAACAUGGCCUGAUCAUCCAAGUCAAGAAAAUAUCAGCCAUCCACAAUUCUUUAGGUCAAGGUGAUGUGAUCAUGCAAUACUCCAGUACUUCCUGGGUUGUGUUUUAUGUCAUGUGCGGCCAUUUGACAGCGGGUGCCACCCUCGUGGUAUACAAUGGCAGUCCCUUGUUUCCCGAUGCAAAGCAGCUGCUCCGGAUCUGUGAGAGAUACAAGGUAGCGUUUCUGGGCGCAUCUCCCCGACUGCUUCUGGAGAUUGAGAUGUCCAAAACAAUAGCCAAGGAAGAAUUCGACCUUUCGGCGUUGAGGCUGGUCUACACCACAGGUGCACCCUUAUCAGUCGAGCAGUAUAGAUGGUUCUAUCGAACAUUCCCAUCUACGGUGCACAUCUGCAACACAGCAGGGGGCACAGACACGGCGACAUCGCUCCUCGCCCUAGAUCCUUGUGCGCCAGUCUAUGCAGGCGAGAUGCAGGUCCCAGGUCUCGGUAUGGACAUCGACAUUCUCGAUCCUGUCACUGGAGAGUCAAUCGCACACACAGGGCGGGCGGGCGAGAUGGUCGUUUGUAAGCCGUUCCCCAGCAUGCCGUGCUUCUUCUGGGGCGACAGAGAUGGCAAACUUUACCAAGCCGCGUACUUCGAGCGCUUUGACCAUCUCGAUGUCUGGGCACAACAUGACUGGCUGAGUUGGAACCCAAAGACGGGAGGAUAUACCAUGCAUGGGAGAAGCGACGGCGUCCUAAAUCCCUCAGGCAUUCGCUUUGGCAGCGGCGAGAUCUAUGCGAUUGUCGAGGCGCAGCCAUUCACCGAGUCCAUCAGCAACAGCCUCUGUGUCGGCCGUCGCAGGCCACGGGACGCAGAUGAGCAGGUGUUUCUCUUCCUAGUCAUGAAGCCUGGUCACACCCUGACCGAAGAGCUCCGGACGCGAAUCAAAUCAGCCAUCCGAGACGGGCUCUCACCUCGCCACGUACCCAAGUUUGUGCUGGCCGUUCCCGAUAUUCCCGUGACCAUCAAUGGCAAGAAGGUCGAGAUCGCUGUCAAGCAUGCCAUUAGUGGGAAAGACGUGGCCCCGAGCGCCACGGUGCAGAAUCCGGACACGAUCGCUUGGUUCCAACGGUUCCGGGACCUGGAGAGUGAACCUAGAGAGGCGAGGCUCUAA